AUGGCUCCUAGCGCUGGUUAUAAGGAGUUCUUUCCCAACGCUCCUCGCGCCGCCAGAGACAAGGCUAAUGAACGGGAACGCGAGAAGUCCUCGAGAGCAUCAGAAGCUACCGACAUUGAUGCUAAGACAGCAACGCCUGCUCAUCGCGAUGGCGCAAAGUACGAUUCGUCGUUAUCUGAUGCCGCACACCCCCCGACAGAUGAUACCGAGUCUUUGCAAGGAGAUAUCCUCAAUGGAGUUGGUUCCGCAAGCUCUCACGCGAGUACUACCUCCUCUGUCUUCACUACUUUCAAUUCAUCCGCUGCAAUGAAUGCUUCAUCACGCGCUUCCAACAGCAACCUCACACCUCUUACCACAAUGGGCUCGCCCACAAACCCUUCACAUGUGCAACCCGCAAAGCAGCGCUCCUCCGUUCUUCAUCAUAAUACAAGCAAACCUGAUAAUACGAGCUCUACAACGAUCACGGGACCGUUGUCUAAUGUUCCUGGUGUCGUUAAGCGCCUUCCGGCUCGAGACCCAAACCUCGCUAUAAAGGGAACCAAGUGUGUACACGACCCUUUAACCGACAAGAGCUUGUCCUCGAGCGAUAGAAAAACAAUGAAACCCAAGUACAAGAACAUCGGGCUGGAAGAUGACGCUCCCCCUCCAGAUCCUCGCCUAUCUAAAGGCAGCUGGCUCGAUUACAUAAAUGUCGACUUCCAUCUGCCUAAGGCGAGAUUACGUCAAACUCCUUAUAAUCUCAAACCAUACCCAUAUGAUCCUGCUACGUCUAUCGGCCCUGGACCACCGACCCAGAUUGUGGUUAGCGGGUUUAACCCGUUAAUCUCCUUCUCCAAGGUUGUAACCAUAUUCACGUCUUUCGGCGAUAUAGCUGAAAGCAGCAACAAGAUGCAUCCUCACACCGGAAGUUUCCUUGGCUUCGCAACCUUCCGAUACCGAGACUCAAAACAACAACGGCAACCUCCUGUCUCAGCUGUUAAUGCCGCGAGAAGGGCUGUCCGCUCUAUGAAUGGAAAGAAGAUUGAGACAAACCGCAUCAAGGUAGAGUUCGACCGAGAUGGAAAGAAAAGUAGGCUUAUGCUUGAGACUAUCCUCAAAAAGGACAAUGAGGAAUCUUUGCGUACAACUGUAACCCCAGUGCCUACGGGUCCUAGAGUGAAGCCUACCGAAAUCGUGAACCGACCACCUCCCACCGCUCCGAGGGGUCCUGCUGCUGAGCGUCAGCGCCCCGUAUUAGCCGCAGAGCCCACCUGGCCCCCUCCGAGCAAACCUAAGGGCCUUGGGUCUAUGCUAUUCGAUUCUCAACUUGUCUCAGCUACCCUCAAGGGCGAACCGUACAUAUUCGUUCCCGACACUAGUGUUCCAGUCAUGGUCACCACGAUACCUCAUAUGAAGAAACGUUUGAAAUCGUUCCAAUUUGACGACAUACGAGCUGACCGCACUGGCUACUAUAUCAUCUUCCCCAAUACCUCGCUUGGCCGUGAAGAAGCCACUAGGUGUUUCCGGUCGGCUGAUGGUAGCGCCUUCUUUACCUAUACAAUGGCUAUGAAGCUCCACGGCGUAGCUCCCUCGAGUUCCUCCAAUUCCAUUACCCAUUCACGAACGAAUGAGCCAGACAGAAGAUCGCUUGCGGAUGCGCGCUAUAGAGAAGAACACCAGUACCGACCUCGCGAUGAACGACGCCGCGAUGAGGAGGCCGUCUUGGAAGAAGAGAAGAAACAACGAGCCAAGAACUUCGACCCUGUCACGGAAGCUAUUGAGGUCGUUCGCCGUGAAAUGAAGGAGCAUUUAAUCAGACAUAUCAGGACUAAAGUUGCGGUACCCACGCUUGACAAAUUCCUAGACCCGGCGAACCACGUAGCUAAGAGGCGCAAAUUGAACCUCGAACAACCUCCAGGGCCGUCACAUCCUACACUCGGCAUCGAAGAGCGCGAUGUUACGCCCAUCAGCACACCCAACUCGCGAGCUGACCCAAUCGAACGUCGCACAGCUCGUGUCGAUGUUGCUGCGUUGCCACGCAUCAGGAAAAUUAAAGGUCAAGGUGCUGCGCAGCGAAAUUAUGGAUUUACAGACCCAUUUGCGCGUAAGAGGCCUUCUGUGGUACACAAUGCCUUCCGAUCGCUUCACCAUCGACUACAGCCUCCGGACAGCGAUGACGAAGUAUCUGAAGACGAGACCGAGAAUCGCGAUUCGGUUAUGCGUGAUGUCGAAGAAUCAGAGUCGCGCCCUAGGAGCCGUAUGAGUACGGAGGACGACGGGUUCGAGAAUGACUUCGCCGAUGAAGAUUCUAUGACCGAUGCUAGUUUCCCUGUCAACGAUGGUAUUGUUAAGGCAAAGAAGCGGAAGCUCGACCUUCACGUCGAAGCCGCCAUCAAGCGACAGAAGAAAUCCGACGAAGAGCUCUUCGGUGUUACUAUUGAUACACUCGAAAACGAGUUCCCUAGUCCAACAGAAGACAUCGUUAUGCCCGACGCCGAUCUUGACAAGACCUCCGAAGCCACCGAACUUCCUACUCUAGUCGAGAAGACAGCCAAGGGCCGAAAGAAAGCUACCGUAGCUAAGCCAAAGAAGAAGACUAAGAAACAGCUCUUCGAGGAACGUGAAGCCAUGAAGAAGAAACAGCAGGAAGUAUACGUCGAGGAAGCCCUAGGACAAUCGCAGAAAGAACAGAGACAAGAGUCCGAGGACCUGGUACCCAAGCCUGUGGUUCAAGAGGUUGUUGACGAGGUAAUUCCCAAAGACGAGCGCUUUUCCGAUGCAGUACUCCCAGCGAUGGCUUUGCCGGAGUCGUUCGGCUUGUCAGUACAGUCCAUCCCGGAACUUGACCUCCAGUCUAAGGAUCACCCUGAUGUCGGUAAGCUCAAGAAGAGGUUCAAGUCGAAUGACGUGGGCGAUCCCAGACUUUGGGUAUGGAGACACAACCGCGUGCGGGAGCUCAAUGCGGAGAAGGCAUCACCUACGGAGUCUCUUAUUAUUGAAGGCUACUACGUACCAAAUCCUAGUGGAUGUGCCCGUACCGAAGGUGUUAAGAAAAUUCUCAAUUCGGAGAAAUCCAAAUAUCUCCCCCACCACCUUAAAGUCCAGAAGGCCAGAGAGGAGCGGCAGCUUCGCCAAGCGAAGAAGGACGGCAAGGAUACGGCGGCGGCGGCGGCUGAAGCAGCAAAACUCGCGGCAGAGAAAUUACUAGCCAAGGGCAAUUCGCGAGCAAACCGUGUCAAUAACCGGCGCUUCGUCGCCGACUUGAACGAUCAGAAGAGAACCCUGGGCCAAGAUUCGGAAGUUCUGAGAUUCAACCAGCUGAAGAAACGAAAGAAGCCUGUCAAAUUUGCUCGCUCCGCAAUCCACAACUGGGGCCUAUACGCCAUGGAGAAUAUUAACAAAGAUGAUAUGAUCAUUGAAUACGUUGGCGAGGAAGUUCGGCAGUCCAUUUCCGAGAUUCGGGAGAACCGAUACCUCAAGAGCGGCAUUGGCAGCAGCUACCUCUUCCGUAUCGACGAUAGCACGGUCAUCGACGCCACAAAGAAAGGAGGCAUUGCCCGAUUUAUCAACCAUAGCUGUAUGCCCAAUUGCACAGCCAAAAUCAUCAAAGUGGAAGGCAGUAAGAGAAUUGUCAUUUAUGCUUUACGAGAUAUCGCUCAAAACGAGGAAUUGACUUACGACUACAAAUUUGAGCGAGAAAUAGGGAGCUUAGAUCGUAUCCCUUGCUUGUGCGGAACUGCAGCUUGCAAAGGAUUCCUCAACUAA
Molecule: messenger RNA, 3744 nt
Organism: Annulohypoxylon truncatum
Lineage: Eukaryota; Fungi; Ascomycota; Sordariomycetes; Xylariales; Hypoxylaceae
Product: histone H3-K4 methyltransferase Set1
Exons: 3
Coding region: 1-3744 (1247 amino acids)
Cellular component (GO): Set1C/COMPASS complex
Molecular function (GO): protein binding; histone H3K4 methyltransferase activity; RNA binding
Source: RefSeq, a predicted model, not a curated record